AUGAGCGGUUCUGGAGCGCCCGGCGGGCUGCCGCUGGAUGCGACCAUCACCAUUGUCAACAACUCGGGCAAGAUCAUCAGCACCGGAAAGCAGCUGCUCUCGAUAUGGAAGACGGCCCAGGCCUCGUACCGCGAGAAGAAGACGGAGCUCAACCAGGAGCGCGCCGCCGAGAGGAGCAGGCCGCCCCCCGUGCCCGUCAAGCGCGCCCAGACGUUCGACACGAGCCGCGGCAUCGCCCCCCCGCGCCGGCAGUACGACGAGCUGAGCCUCGCGCUGACUGAGGGCAACCUGGAGAAGCUGUCUGAGGCGUCGAGCGUGGCGCCGUCGUCGAAGCCGCCGUCGGCGUACAGGGGCUCGUCGUAUGCGGCGGCGGAUGCCAUGGUGCUCAAGAGCGGCGGCGGCAGCUUCUCGCGGGUUGAUCCUCCGGCCGAGCAGCUGAUCCACAAGAUCGAGAACCUGCUGGACGAGGCGCACUGCGCGCAGCACUCGGCGACGGCCAUCAUCACGCAUCUCCAGGAGCGGCCCGAUGCCGCCGCCGCCGUGGCGCUGACGCUGGCGGAGCUGUCGGGCAUCAUCACGAAGCUGUCGCCCGGGUUCGCGGCCAUCCUCAAGGGCACGUCGCCGGCCAUCUUUGCGCUGCUGGCGUCGCCGCAGUUCCUGAUUGGCACGGGCAUCGCCGUGGGCGUCACGGUCGUCAUGUUUGGCGGGUGGAAGAUUGUGCAGCGGACGUUUGCGAAAAAGGCCGUGGCGUACGAGGGCGCCGCGCCUGCGCCGGCGGCGGCGGUGCCCCGGCUGGAGGAGCCCGUCGACGAGGCGAUUGUGCUGGAGACGGUCGAGGUGGACAUUAGCGGCAUCGAUACCUGGCGCAGGGGCAUCGUCGACUGGGGGUACGAGAGCGCGGACCAGGAGCUGAUGACGCCCGAGGCGGACCGCGUGACGAGGGAGCGGAGGGCGAGCAAGGGGGGCCCGCCCGAGGACUAUUUCGACUCCAAGUCGCGGAGGAGCAGCAGCUCCAAGACGCAUCGGUCGAGCAAGGGGCACUCUUCUUCGUCGCACAAGUCGCACAAGUCGAGGCAUGAGUCUGUGUCAUCGUCUGAUAAGAAGAGCAGCAGCAGCAGCAGCAGCAGCAGCAAGAGGGACAAGGAAAAGGGGGAUGACGCGAGCAGUGUCAACUCGAUGAGCCUGAUCAAGAAGUCGAUUGCCAGCAGGAAAAAGGCAAUUGAUGAGAGCGGCGUCAAGAGCGAGGAGUUGCCGCUGCGGGCCAAGAUGAGGCAGACGAAUAUGCUCAAGGCCUUAUUCAAGAGCAAGGAGCAUAGGCAGACUCUGAUUACUUAGGGGUGAUGAUUUGUUCAUGCUGGACUACAUGAGCUGAGGAGAUAACCAUGGUGACGAUGACGAUGAUGGGAUGGAAUGACAAUAAGCAAGCAAGCAAGCGAUGAAUUACAGUUUGGAUGAGAAUGGUUUUUAUAUGGGCAUAUUUAAGACGGUAAAUUGCGAAAUUGCAGACCAGGGCAUAUAUAGGAUUACAGAUACAGUUCGUUUUGGGAAUAUAAACAUGGCUUCAAGGUUCUUUGAAGAAGCUGUUAUUG
Trichoderma reesei QM6a is the source of this 1589-nucleotide messenger RNA. RefSeq lists its product as uncharacterized. Bases 1 to 1335 code for a protein of 444 amino acids. The record is from RefSeq and is a predicted model, not a curated record. The transcript has 4 exons. NCBI's taxonomy places the organism in Eukaryota, Fungi, Ascomycota, Sordariomycetes, Hypocreales, Hypocreaceae.